CGAGCCCGGGUAAAAACUCCAAACACCCAGCAGGGUGGCAGCGCACACGAAAGAACGCGGCGAAAGGAAAAGCGAGAAAGAAAAGAAAAGGAGGGCCGAGAGACGAGGGGGAAGAGAGAGACCUCCACUCACCCAGCCGGAAAGCACUGAGCCCCCGCGAGGAACGCGUGACCUGGCCGCGGCUGCGCCGUCGGGAUCUGCUAGGGUUACGCUGGGCGGGUGGGGGCUCUGGUCAUGGCGAGCCCGCGGUCGGCCGGCGCCGGCACCGGGGGCGUGGCGGGGGACGAGGCGAUCUGGAGGAAGCUGCGCGAGGCCGGGUUCGACGAGGACGCCGUCAGGCGCCGGGACAAGGCGGCACUUAUCGCCUACAUCUCUCGACUCGAGUCGCAGAUUUAUGAUUAUCAACACAAUCUCGGGCUUAUUUUGUUGGAGCAGAAGGAGUUAACAUCCAAGUAUGAACAACUUAAAGCUUCUUCUGAGUCCAGUGAGAUCAUGCUCAAGCGUGAACGAGCUGCCCAACAAUCUGCUUUAGCUGAAGCAAGGAGAAGGGAAGAAAAUCUGAGAAAAAAUUUAGGCAUUCAGAAGGAGUGUGUUGCCAAUCUUGAAAAAGCACUGCAUGAUAUGCGUGGUGAAACAGCUGAAAUAAAGGUUUCAUAUGAAGCCAAACUGGCUGAAGCCCUUCAAAUGAUAGAGACAGCACAGAAGAAAUUUGAUGAAGCAGAAGAGAAACUUCUCACAGCAAAAUCUUUGGAAGCAGAGUCCAUUCGGACUCGCAAUGCUUCAUUGAGAAGUCUACAUGACAUUGAAGAUCGUGAAGAUCAACUAAGAAGAUACCGCAUUUCCUGUGAAUUUGAGAUCGAAAACAAAGAGAAGGACAUUAGCCUCCAGAGGAAAAUGUUGGAUGAUACCAAGAAAAUUUUGCAUGAAAAGGAGCAGGUAUUACUGAAAGAACAAGCACUUCUUAAUCAGAGGGAUGACAACAUCCUUGAGAGGCUUGCAUACGUAACUCACUCAGAGAAAAGGUUGGAGGAGGAAAAGUUGAAUCUGGAAGAUGAAAAGAAGGCUCUUGUGGAAGAGAAAAGUAAACUGGAUCUGAAAAUGGAGGCAAUUAUUUCUAGCGAGGAAGCUAUAAUUCAGAAGGAAUCCUUACUUGACAAACGUGAAAGCGAACUGUUGAUUUUCCAAGAGACCAUUGCAAGCAAAGAAAGGGCUGAGAUAGAAAGGCUGAGCCAGGAGCAAGAAAUCGCCAUGGUGAGGAGAAAGCAUGAAUUUGACACUGAGAUGGAGAAUAAGGUCAAGUUUUUUGAGGCAGAGAUCAAGACGAGGAAAACCUUGCUGGAUGAGAGAGAAACUGCCCUCAAUGAGCAGGAGUGUGCAGUGGCACAAAGGGAACAAAAUGUCAAGCUCCAACUUGCCGAGUUAACAAACAAGGAAGAAUCUUUGGUGAAGAGAUCAGAUGAGUUGAAGGAGGCAGAGGGAAAGCUCUCCUCUCACAGAGAAGCACUGCACAUCAAAUUGCAAAAAGAAGGGGAGGAAAUUCAGAAUAUGAAAUUAGAUUUGGAGAAGGAAAAAGCUUUCUUUGAGGAGGAGAAGCGGGAAGCGAUUCAAGCUCAGGAGAAUCUAGCAAUAACCCAAAAUGAACGAGAAGAUUUACUUAAUCUGCAGAUGAAACUUAAAGAAGAAAUUGAUAGUCUGAGAGCCCAAAAAGUGGAACUCAUGGUUGAUGCUGAGAGGCUGCAAGCAGAAAAAGAAAGGUUUGAAAUUGAAUGGGAGCUGAUUGAUGAGAAGAAGGAAGAACUACAAAAGGAAGCAGUCAGGAUUGCCGAAGAGCGAGGAAUAAUAGCUGAGCAUCUCAAGAAUGAACUUGAUAUCAUCAAACAAGAGAAGGAAAAUCUCCGUGUCCAGUUCAAAAAUAAUUCAGAAUCCCUUGCUUGUGAGCAUGAGGAGUUCAUGAGUAAGAUGCAGCAAGAGCAUGCUAGUUGGCUAAGCAGGAUACAACAAGAAAGAGAAGAUCUUAAGAGAGAUGUUGAUAUCCAGAGAAUGGAGUUGCUGAAUUCUGCCAAGGCAAGGCAGAUGGAAAUAGAUUCAUAUUUAAGGGAAAAAGAAGAGGAGUUUGAGCAGAAGAAAUCCAAGGAGCUUGAGCACAUGAAUUCUGAAAAGGAAGUGAACAACUCAAGUCUAGAACAUGUCAAGCUUGAAUUGCAGAAACUUGAGGAUGAGAGGAAAGAAGCUAUGCUGGAGCGUCAGAGGAGAGAGCAAGAGCUGUCUGAGAUAAAGAACAUUGUUGAUGCCCUUAAUAAGCAACGAGAGAAGUUGCGAGAGCAAAGAAAGCUGCUUCAUUCAGAUCGAGAAGCAAUUACACAGCAAAUCCAGCAGCUUAAUGAGUUAGAAGAGCUGAAGAUUGAAUCUGAGAACAAGCAACUGUCUUUGAGACCAUGUGGGAAGACCAAGCAUGGUAGUGUGGAGAAGGUGAAAGUUCUCCUGUCUCCUGAUGAGGAUCAAAAUGCUAGUCCCAAGAAGUGUUCAUCACCAAAACUUCUCCUUGGAAGAAAAUUACAAGUGUCCCCUUCAGUCUCAACACCAAUUUCUUGGGUUAGAAAAUGUGCCCAGGUGAUAUUCAAACGUUCUCCAGGGAAGAGUGCUGAUCAUGAUAAUGAUAGAUUAGUUCAGAACUGUGUACCCGCAAAGUUGGGAAAUGCCAAUGACUCUAGCUUUGCUCCUGCCUAUUUAGGGGGUAAAUCUAAUGGAUUAUUUGCUGAUCAGCUAGAAAAUGGUGCUGGAGAUGGUGUAAAAGUUGGGGAAAAGAGGCUUAAUAAUACCCUCUAUCAGGAUGAGAGAGAAAUUUUAGAGCCAAAAAGAAAGCACCGAAGGAGCACUACUGAGACUCAGAGAGUGAUAAGAGGGGAAAUUGAUUCCACUUGUCCAUCAGUUCUAGAAGAAAAAUGUUCAAAGAAUGAGCACGAUGCAGUCCCAGUUGGUUUAUCUGGGAGCAACAAGGAUCAUGAACUCGAAAACAAUGGACUGCACAAUUUAAGAACAGGAGAUCUGGAUUCAUCUGAUGAUGUGCUUUUCGAAAAUGGGAAAAUAGAUACUUCAGAUUUUCCUGAAGGUGACGAGCCUUCAGAGAUCUCACUGUCUGCAUCCGAACCAUUGAAUGGAGAUGAUGGACUUGAGGACAAGGAUGAACACGCUGAGGACUUUGAUGACGAAGCCGAAGAGGAAGAGAAGUCAUCAUCAGCAAAGAAGUUGUGGCGUUUUCUCAUCACAUGAUUAUCUUCCCCAUAUGAUAGAUAUGCAGAGCUAACCGUAGGCUGACAGUUACCUGAGGCUGCAUGCAGGCGGUUAGUUGUGUGCAUGUGGUAUUGUGAGCAGCGCGCGGUUUUGGAAGGCGCUGUGGAGUUCGCCACUUGUUUUUCCUGUUUUCUUGUACCCAAGGCUUCAACAUGUAAAGUGGUUGAUAGCUUCCACGUUCGUGUAAAAAUGAUGGUUCUUAGGAAACCCGGACGGUUAGCCGCAUUGUCCAAAAGUGUGUAAGCGUUCGCUUCUGUUGCUUGUUCGAUCUGUUCCAGUGAUAUAACGUAGGUGAUUUGACCACGGCUUCCUGUGCCUCAACCUGCUUUGGCAACGGCUGAUGUUGCCUCAAAGAUUUCAGCUUUGGAUCUGUGUCUGCUGUGUUGCAUCUUGUAAGGUCUGGGGUUGCUUCUUUGUUCCGGCACGAGGAUCUGGAUGUGCUUCCUUUGUAUUUCCCUUCUUUCCAGAGUUGUGUUUGUUGAAAGGGGAUGUAACAUGCUCCAAUGUUAAUAUAAUCCCUU
This is a messenger RNA of Phragmites australis (common reed), 3812 nucleotides long. RefSeq names its product nuclear matrix constituent protein 1b-like. Gene Ontology annotation, cellular component: nucleus. Lineage: Eukaryota; Viridiplantae; Streptophyta; Magnoliopsida; Poales; Poaceae. The coding region runs from base 235 to 3270 and encodes 1011 amino acids. The record is from RefSeq and is a predicted model, not a curated record. Gene Ontology annotation, biological process: nucleus organization. The transcript has 8 exons.